Messenger RNA from Camelina sativa (false flax), 833 nucleotides. The record is from RefSeq and is a predicted model, not a curated record. Lineage: Eukaryota; Viridiplantae; Streptophyta; Magnoliopsida; Brassicales; Brassicaceae.
AUAUUGAUAUAGUAAAAUGGGAUGUGUUUGCAGCAAGCAAUUAGGAGGAACAAGGCAUGAAGAUAUUUCCCUUCUUGCUUCUCAAACCUUUUUUAGCGAGGCUGAGGUUGAAAUUUUGCAUGAAAUGUUCAAGAAACUAACUUCGUGUCUCAGCAACGACAAUCUUUUGACAAAAGAAAAAUUUCAAUAUAUCUUGAUCAAGGAUACCAAGAGGCGCAGUCUUUCAGCAGAGCGAAUAUUCGGAUUAUUCGAUAUGAGAAACGAUGGGACUAUAGAUUUUGGAGAGUUUGUACACUCUCUCAACAUUUUUCAUCCAAACUCAUCCCACAGAGAUAAAGCCAUAUUUGCAUUUCGAUUGUACGAUACUCGUCAGACUGGAUUCAUCGAACCAGAAGAGGUGAAAGAGAUGAUAAUAGACGUUCUAGAAGAAUCAGAACUUAUGCUAUCGGAGAGUAUCAUUGACUCCAUCGUGGCAAAGGUAGCUAAUGUAACGCUUAGGUUUGUGUGUGCCGAUUUAACAUUUUUAGUUAUUUUACUUGACUUAUAUUAUGGCACAAGGAAGACAUUUGAAGAGGCGGAUUGGAAAAAAGAUGGGAAAAUAGACUUGGAAGAAUGGGAGACUUUUGUGGCCGCCUAUCCUUUGACGCUCAAGAACAUGACCAUCCCUUUCUUGAAGUAAUUGAUUUGCUUGGUUUUUCCUGAAUAGGCAACAAAUAUAUAGUUUAGGAAAAGAUGAACCAUUUUCACAAUAUUUUGGAAUGCAUCUUUCAUGAACCAGCUUUAACGUGUGUGUAUUCAUAAAUUGCAUAUAUAAUCUUAUAUAUUUUUCAGUA